Molecule: messenger RNA, 2585 nt
Organism: Sorghum bicolor (sorghum)
Lineage: Eukaryota; Viridiplantae; Streptophyta; Magnoliopsida; Poales; Poaceae
Product: VIN3-like protein 2
Exons: 6
Coding region: 319-2229 (636 amino acids)
Biological process (GO): epigenetic regulation of gene expression; vernalization response
Source: RefSeq, a predicted model, not a curated record
GCGUGCGUGGCCCCCUCGUCUCGUCUCGUCUCGUCUCCGUCUCGGUCUCAAAAGCCUCUCGCACCACCACAACCACGGCCACGGCACCAUCUCGGGACCAUCACCGCCGCCGAGCACGUCCGCCGCCUGCCCGUCCUCCUCCCACCGGUGCCGCCGCCGCCGCCUCCUCCAAUUCCCUCCCUCCCGCCCACCCCCACCGCUACUGGCCCGGGGCCUCGGAAUGGCGUCGCGCGGAGGGAGAUCCGGUAGCUAAGUCUAGCUGAAGUGACGAGUGGCAGCCUUGUUCGACCGGGCGGCUUCUGCUUGGCCGGAAUUGUGAUGGAUCCAGAAAAACAAAAUGGGAUGAGCCUGAUGGACAAGAGACAACUAGUGUACGAAGUUGCAAGAUGGCCGCAAGGUGCCGUGGAGAUUCUUCAGUGCUGGACCCGCAGGGAACUUCUUGAGCUUAUUUGUGCUGAGCUGGGCAAGGAGAGGAAGUAUACCAAUGUCCCAAAAGCUAAGAUGAUUGCUUAUCUAUUGAAGUUAGUUUCACGAAACAGUGGAAAGAAUGGACAACUCAAGGAUGAUAAUGCAAAUGUUAUGUUAUCAGGGCGGGAUAACAAAGAUGAAACACAAAUGAAGGAAUCUGAGGAACAAUCACGACCACUCAAAACUGCAAACUCUGAUCCAUCAAUACGCAGAGAGGCUCGUCCUGGUAGUUCAGUAGUGUGCAGCAAUGUUGCAUGCCAAGCCACACGGAAUGCAGGAGAUAAAUAUUGCAAACGUUGCUCUUGCUGCAUUUGCAAUAAGUAUGAUGAUAACAAAGACCCUAGCUUGUGGUUGGUUUGCAGCUCUGAUAAUCCAUACAGUGGUUGUUCAUGUGGUGUCUCUUGUCACCUCAACUGUGCUCUAAAGGAUAAAAAGGCUGGCAUUGUCAAGAAUGGGUGCAACAAGUUAGACUGUAGUUUCUGCUGUGUUAGUUGUGGGAAAAUCAACUGGCUAAUGAGGAGUUUGCAGAAACAACUUGCAAUUGCUCGGGAGGCAAGAAGAGUUGAUGUGCUUUGUGAGCGGCUGUCACUGAGCUAUAAAAUGGUAAAAGGCUCUGAACGUUACAAGGAAAUAGUGAGCCUGAUCAGCUCAGCUGUGAAAAUACUUGAAAAAGAAGUUGGUGGUGCGUUGGAUCAGGUUUCUGUGAUCACGGGGCGUGGGAUUGUGAACCGGCUUACUUGUGGUGCUGAAGUUCAGAAGCUUUGUUCAAGUGCAUUAGAAAUUGUAGACUCUACAGUGGAUAACAUCUUGGAGUUCAAGUCGAAUAAUAGUUCAAAAUCCCUAGGUUCCCAGCCCCAAAUCGUUGAGAUCACUCCAUUUUCUGUGGCUAUUGUGCUGAAGUAUCAGGGUAACAUUGGUAUCCCUCAGAUUGAUGGUUCCAAAGUUUGGCACCGAAGUGCCAAGGUUUGCAACUAUUCAUCAGAGCCCACAUGCCACAUACUGAGGCCAAAUACUAGGUGCCUGGUUUCUGGGCUGAGCCCUUCAACUGAAUACUUCUUCAAGGUUUUGCCUUUUAGCAGCAUACAAAGGUUUACUGAGUGGGAGGCAAAAUGCAGUACACGCAGCCUGGACCAUGGUAGCAGCCAAUGCUCAACUCAGAACUCUGAGAGUAUGUGCCUCAAAGAGGAUUCAAUGCAGCAUCAGAAAAAGGAUUUGAAUGUGCAGAAUCAUCAGAGAACCAUUCAAUAUGAUUCACCUAAGGGUUCUACAAAUUCAAGUGAGAACAAUUUAUCAUGUGAGCGGUAUUCCAAGCGGGCUAAGGUUGCAAGGUUAGAUGGUGCAAGUGACAAUGAUGAAAACCAGUUGCCGCCAACUUCUGAAGUUUUACCAUUUGCAAGCUCCAACUCCUCUCCUUCCGAAGCUCCAAGUAAACCUGACUUGCUUAUUGGCACCCCAGAUUCAGCCUCCAAGAACUAUGUGGAGCAGCAGUAUGAGUACUGUGUGAAGGUGGUCAGGUGGCUGGAGCAUAAAGGGCACAUGGACAAUGACUUCCGUGUAAAGUUCCUCACUUGGUUCAGCCUGAAGGCAACAGCACAGGACAGGCGAAUUGUGGGCGCCUUUGUAGAUGCUCUUAUCGGUGAUCCUGCAAGCUUGGUUGCCCAACUGGUUGAUGCAUUUAUGGAUGUCAUCUGCAUCAAGGAAAAGCCCUCUCAAGCACAACAGAAGGAUGCAUACUGCAAGGUUGCAUCCGGAUUCUGUUGAGACAGAUAUUUGGCACUUGAGAUAAACUCUUAGAGGUUAUAGAAGACGCUAAGAUGUUGUAGAUGCUUCAUUUGGCAUUCAGGCCCAUCUGAUAUCUCAUUUAUUCAUUCAAAUUCAGUCGGUAGGCAGACUAUUGAUCCAUGAAGACAAUCAUGGUGGAACUUAUGUGCUAGUGAGACAUGGUUCAUGAACCAGUUCUGAGUUUAGCCUUCAACUAUAAUAAGUAGUUGGAGCUUGUUAGCAGACAAGCAACUGUAUGCAUGCAUAUGUGGAAUGCUAUGGUGGAUCCGCAAGCUAACUAUUGUGAAAUCAUAUCAUGACUUUGGAGAUGUUUAUUAUUAUUAUUAGUUGACUCA